This is a messenger RNA of Vespula vulgaris, 2619 nucleotides long. Its product is annotated as zinc finger protein 676-like. Bases 190 to 1461 code for a protein of 423 amino acids. Lineage: Eukaryota; Metazoa; Arthropoda; Insecta; Hymenoptera; Vespidae. The transcript is spliced from 2 exons. The record is from RefSeq and is a predicted model, not a curated record.
CUAGAAACAGCAGAUUGAAGGUUCACAUGAGGAUUCAUACUGGAGAUAAACCUUAUACUUGUACCAUCUGCAGCAAAGCUUUUGCACGUAGAACUGCACUGAAGCAACAUCUUCUCAUACACACCGGCAUGAGACCAUACGAUUCUAAACGGAGAUGGACGUUUUUUGUACGGCAAAGAAUCGAUCCAAAUGCAGCCAUGGCAAAUCGUCGAUUUGGAAGGCUGUCUCUACUACGCAUUUGUUCCAGCUAAACAAGAAAAGAAGUUAAUUGAAAGAAAGAAAAUUAAUUCGGAAAGCGACGAGAUUAAGAAAGAAAUUUUAGAAGAAUCUGUAAAAAUAUCAAACGAAAAGGAUCUUUCGUAUACCGAUGAACUUGAUCCAUUUUGUUCAAUGAAAAUAAAAAAAGAAGAAUGCUCGGUGGACGAACAAGAGAUUACAAACGAUCAAGAAAUGUACGAGGAAGAUAACAAAAUGUACGCUUGUGAAGAAUGUAACAUUUGUUUUCCUGUAAUGCAAAUGUUGAAACGUCAUAAAAAUGCCGUACACGAACAAGCUCAGCGAUACAAGUGUAAGGUCUGUUUCAAGAUUUGUCGUAGCUUGAUAGCUUUCAAAAUGCACGUAGCUUUGGAACACAAACCUGAACAAGAAGGGAAUGUCGACAAUCUAGAAAAUCUAACGUAUACGUGUAAUUAUUGUAAUUACGAGAGCACGAAUAAAUCCACUCUUUAUUCUCAUAUUAGUAGAAAACACUCGACUCGUCGAACUGGUAGAAGAAAGACUGGUCGUGGAAUUCUCUCGGAACAGGAAGAAUAUGCUUGCGACGUAUGUGAAUUUAAAUGUCAGACCAGAAGACGUUUAAAGGAACAUCUUGAACGUAAGCACGCAUCGGAAUACAAGUACGAUUGUGAGUUUUGUGGUAAGAAGUUCAAAGUUAAGGGAGACAUGAGAUUGCACGUUCGUUUCAAGCAUAAAGAGGGCCCGAUAGUCUGCGACGUUUGUGGUAAAACUUGUUCCAACAGUAAUUCCUUGUACGUCCACCAGAAGUGGGCUCAUUUCAAGCCCAAAUACGAAUGUGAGAUUUGUAAAAGAAGAAUGGUGACACAAGAGAAUCUUGACCAGCAUAUACUCCUUCAACACGAACGACGUGAAAGUUUCGUUUGUGAAGAAUGUGGAAAAUCAUUUUCUGAAAAUCAUCGGUUGAAACAACAUAUGAUGACUCAUACAGGAGAUAGACCCUAUGAUUGUCACAUCUGUGGCAAAGCGUUUGCUCGUCGUACUGCUUACAGACAGCAUCUUCUUAUACAUACAGGAAAACGACCAUAUAUCUGUGAUAUUUGUGGUAAAGCCUUCACACAGAAACCUGGACUAAUUUGUCAUCGGAAAUCUCAUCCUGGUAUUCAUCCGCCUUUACCGGUCGUACACAUCAAACACAUACUUAGCGAUUUUAUGAAGAAGGAUUGAUGACGAUUAACAAGAAAAUAUGGUCCAUCGUACUUAAUUUAUCAAUGAAAGAACUAUUUGACUUGGAGAUUGCAGCGUUUAAGAUAGAAAAAAGAUUGAAUCUACUUCAAAGCAAUAUGAAAAUGCGAUGUACUAAGAGAUUUUUAUCAAUGACGAAAAUAAUUGAGUUUUUAUUUAUAUAUAUUAUGCAUCUAAAAGUGAUGUUUUUUCUCUAAUUGUUAUCUUCAAUUUCGUGUAAGUUUUUGUCGUGUUUUAUUAACUUAAAGUUAAAUUAAAAAGUUGGAAGAAGUAAGGAUGUGGCAUUGUUUGAUCGCCUAAAAAUUUUAUUAGGAUUCGUUUUGAUUGCAUGAUUAAUUGCAAUAAUGUUAUUUGUAAAUUUAGCGAUCUAUAAAAUAUUUUAAUUAACUCAUUGUAAAUUUUAUGAUGGCAAACAAUUUUGUCAUGUUAAUAUCGUAUGUUGUUAUAGCAAUUAUAGACAUUAAUAUUAAAAUAAGUUCAAGAUGUUUUUAAUAAAGUACACUAAUCGAAAGACAAAAAAAUUUACAUUUCUUAACAAUAAAAAAAUUAAGUUUUAACAAUUUAUUUCAACGGUAAGUAAAAUAUAUAAAUAAUAUUUUAUUACAAAUUUAUAAUCGAAUCGAUACUAAUCAGUUUCAAGAAUGUUACAGCUUAUUUUCUUUGGCUUUAGAAAGGAUUUUUCAAAAUGUAAGUAACUUUUUAGUACUGUACAUUUAUCUUAAAAACAUUUAAAUAAUAUCUUGAACAAAUUUUGUUUCAGAAUGACCGAUGAAAUAAUGAAUUACAUCGACGAAGAUAAUUCAAGAAUCUUACAAACUGUGAAAAAAAUGUGCGAAUACGAAAGAUAAAACAUCACUAUUAUUAUUGUCACGUGUAAAAUAAUACAUUUACUUGCAAUUAUUUGUCGUAUUUGAUUUGUUUAUUACCACAAAAAAGAAGCAAAAAAAAAUGAAUGAAUACCUUAAUAUAAUACCUAAUAAUAUUUUUCAAAAAGCAGUCUCGCAGCCCUUAAUUCAGGGAGUGAGAUGUCUUUAAUUAUCCUUAUCACGAUCUUUGUGAGUUAUGACUACGAAAGUAAGUAAUCACCGAUUGGAGAUUGUUGUUGGAAUGAAACCAUCACAAAUAUGUUGUAUUUCUUUU